This is a messenger RNA of Wyeomyia smithii (pitcher-plant mosquito), 1274 nucleotides long. RefSeq names its product GTPase Era, mitochondrial. The record is from RefSeq and is a predicted model, not a curated record. Gene Ontology annotation, biological process: ribosomal small subunit assembly. Gene Ontology annotation, molecular function: GTP binding; ribosomal small subunit binding; rRNA binding. The transcript is spliced from 2 exons. Lineage: Eukaryota; Metazoa; Arthropoda; Insecta; Diptera; Culicidae. The coding region runs from base 110 to 1240 and encodes 376 amino acids. Gene Ontology annotation, cellular component: mitochondrial matrix.
CUGGCAGCUCUGCUAAUGACAUAACAAAACAAGAGUUCAAAACAAUUUUUUUACGAUUGGCCAUGCUGAAGUUUAAUAAAAUUGAUGAAAAUCCUGAUAAUUCAAUAUAAUGCUGAAUCAAACUAUAAUACUACUGGUCCGGAGAGUGAGUACUCACAGCGUGUCCCGUUGGAACAGAUGUUUCAGCGCCAGUGUGUCAGAAAAUGUGGAAGAAAAUAAAUCCGACCCGGCUAGUUCCGUUCUCGACAAAAAUCGCUCCAACCAGCAAAAAUCGGAAAAGCUCAUCAAGGUGGCAAUCAUUGGCAUUCCCAAUGCCGGGAAGAGUACCCUAAUAAAUCAUUUAAUAAACCAUCGGGUAUGUCCAACGUCGAUGAAAGUCCACACGACCCGGAAAGCGGCCAAAGCUAUUCAAAACCGAGCCAACUCGCAGAUGAUUCUGUUCGACACUCCCGGUUUGGUUGGUGAACGUGAACGGAAGCGCCAUCAGCUAGACUCGGAAUUCGUCUCGGCCUGUCGGCAUGCUAUACAGAACAGCAACCUCGUGGGAGUGGUUCACGAUGUUUCAAACAGCUGGACCAGAAAUAGUCUGAACCCCAUCCUUCUGGAAGUGCUGCGCCAAUACGCUCACAUCCCUAGCUUUCUCGUGCUGAACAAAGUCGACACGCUGAAAUCGAAGCGGGUUCUGUUGGAUAUAGUGCGUAACAUUACCAAUAACCAGAUGGAAAACAUUAAAAAUUAUCACGUCAAGAAAAGGAAAAGCUUAGCUCAAGAGACCGACAGUAAACGCGAGCGUGAGUUGUCUAAGGAGCAGACAGGAUGGUCACAUUUUACGGAAGUUUUCAUGGUGUCAGCCAUCACCGGCGAUGGGUUGAAAGAGGUGAUGAACUUUAUCUACUCGCACGCACAACCCGGCACGUGGGAGCACCUGGCAACGGAAAACACCGAUCAAACACCAGAAAAUCUAAUAGUGCAGAGCGUCCAAGCACGGCUACUGGAUUAUCUACCCCAGGAAAUACCGUACUUGCUGCAGACCGAGCUGGAAUUCUACGAAAACAUCCGGGGACGGAUCUACGCUAGUGCCGUGGUAACCUGUCCGAAUGCGCGCCUCGAACGGUUGGUUUGCGGCGAAAGUAACGGUAAACUGCGGCAGAUCACGGAACGCGUCACGUCCGAUCUGAUCGAAACCUUCACGGCACCGGUUUCGUUGACCAUCGUGACGAGAUUGAAGAGCAAGGAAUAAGUUUUGUAGGGGAGAAUAAACGUUAAAACAAGCA